UCCUCACAUGCUGUCCCACCUCCCCUGCCAAAACCAUUUUAGAAAUGACUAUCCUGGUGGUCUGUUUACAAGGUCAAAGAGCCUGGAAUCUUCUAGUUAACUUUCUGCUUUUUGACUUGCUGCUUGUGGUUCUGCCUCUUUCUGCAAAUCUGGAUCUGUGGGUCAGGAGCACUAUGGGGAGAAGCUCAGAGUGAGGCUUAGGGUGCAGGAUGGGACUGAUGGGUGAUGUCUGCCAUGGCUUGUGAACAGGGAGUGGUGGCUCAGGGGGCAUCAGAUUGCCUUGUGGGCUGAGUGCAUCUCCAGAGGGCUACUUAGCUUAGCUCAGGUCCUCCGUGAAAAGAUCUCAACCAAGAACCUACUGGAGGUUCUUUUUGGUGUGAGGGGGAAUAGAAUACAAAGAUGUCUCCACUCCUUGACCCAAAUUCUACUCUCAAGAUUACAAGCUCAUAGUCCAGGAAGCAGGGUGAGGAAUGGAUGCAAGGAAGGUAGACAGUGAUCCAUGCAGUAGGACUCAAUGAGUUUCAUCCACCUGGAGGUGUAAGGUAAAGAGAAACCAGAGAAUACUUCCUGGAGGAGGUGGCUUUUGAUAGAGGGCCUGAAAAAAAUAAGAUUUGGGCAAAGAAACAUAGCCCACAGCCCAGAACUCCGGAAAACUAUCUUGCAGCCAAGGGCUACCAAGCACAGAGGGGGACUAGGAGAAGAAAUGUGGAAGGAAGUUCCCAUGACAUCCUUCCUACCACAAGACAUAGUGCCAAGAGCCCAGCCUGCUGUGAAGCAAGACAAGAGAGUCACCUUGGUCUAUUACCGGUGGAUUGCUCAUGCCAGUCAAACAGGGUUUUUUUUUAAUGUGAUGGUCUGGCCUUCAUGGUAGUAAAGUGUCAGCUGAGGAUGAGUGGAGAGCUUUUCUACCUGCCUCAGUUCUCAGAAGAGAUUUGGACAAGACAAGCAUGGAAUCCUGUAAGAAUCCUAUUAACAAACUCUACUGAAUAUUUCCUACCUUUCAUUAGCCAGGCCCAGCACCAUACAUUUAGUAAAUUUUGACCACUUGAUUGCACAACAAUGUGAUAUGGAUAGUAUUUCUCCCAGUUUACAGAUGAAUGAAACAGAGACUCAGAUAGGUGAAGUAACUUGCCCAACAUCACACAGCCCAUAAGGUACAGAGCUGGAUUUGAAUCCAGGGAGAUCUGGUUGCCAAGCCUGUGACAUGGGGAAGCCGAAAUGGUGAGUUUCCAGGAGAAGACCUAAGACGUGACCCAGUCAAUCCACCUACUUCAAAGAUGAGAAAAGAAAGACCCAGGAAGAAGGGACCUGCCCAAAGUCACUCAGUAGCAGAACAGGGACUGGAACCCAGGCAUCCCCAUGCCCAGUCAGAGAUCAAAAUAAUGGCUCUUGGCCUCCAAUCUCAGCUUCUCACUGCAGGUGUAUCAGGGCCGUACCCUGUCUUACUUCACGCAUUGUCCCGGGUGCCUUCAGGCUUUCAACACAGCAGCACGGAGGGACCAGCUGUGACUGUAGCGUGCUUUCACUUCACGUUUUCAGUUCAGAUUGGAAAAACCCCAGGUGUAUCUUUCCCUGAGAGUUUCCCAGCACUCAAGUUUCCCUUCCCAGACACCAGGCAGGAGUCAGGGCUCCAGGCCCCGGAUCCCCACCGCAGCAUGGACGCACUCUCUGGGGAAAGAGCGUCAGAUAGCCUGGGGGGCAUUGGCAUUUUUCUUAGGUGGGGAAAGCACUCGGUUGGUUGGUUCUCUUUUAAUAUUACAUUUGUACAGUAUCAGGUCACAGAAUAUUUUUGCAUGCCUCGGUGGCUUCUAAUAUUUGGAACUCCACUAACACAUUGAUUUAAAAAAAAAAACAAACGAACCAUAUCACCCUAACAAACACACAGACAUAAAGUCUUACUGUAAAGAUUAAAGAGCCAUGGUGGCAAUCGUCAGAUGAUUCGGUUUUCCCAAGGAGAAUGGGACAGGCAUUGUCACUGUCAUUUCACAAAUGAGAAGAGGGGCUCAGAAAGUUGAAGGGACUUACCCAAAGUCACAUGACAAGCCAUGGCAGAGGUGGAAGUGGAAGAGCUGUGCAGCGCAGCAAACACUGAGUCUUUCUCUGGGCUGGGCAUUUGGACAAGUCCUCGCCCUAGAGGAACUCAUCUGGAAGCCAGAAGCUCUGACUCCAAAAGGGAUUUCUAUCUGCUCAGAGGGAAGGCAGGCCGGGAGCUGGGUUUCCUGUUGCUCUGUGCAUCCUGUUGUCGGAUGUUGUCUUGUUAGGACCUCCAUUCAAAUGACUGCAUUUCCUGCCCUGAUUUAAUUUGGACAGAAACCACAGGUUGGUGGCCACGCCAGGCCUGGGUGAGGCACAAAUGCGGGCCACUGCCACCCCAGCAUUCCUCUUCUAGGCUGGACUCUGUGUGGGAGUUUUAUUAUGAUGCAUGUGAAUGAAAUUCUGCUUGAAGUGCACUGUGAUUUCUGAAUCUGAGGAGUUGUGUCCAAGAGAACUCUGGCAAGGGCCUCUUGGCAAGCCCAGCAGAAGCUGAGGGACCCUCCCCAUGGAGCGAUGCUGGGAGACAGAGGCAGCCAAUGGCUCCCGGGAUGGCUUGGAUUUCAACCCCAUGAAGGAUUACAUGGUCCUGAGCAAUUCCCAGAAGAUAGCUAUCGCAGUGCUGUGCACCUCCCUGAGCCUGCUUAGCGCCCUGGAGAACCUUGCUGUGCUCUACUUGAUCCUGUCCUCACAUCGGCUCCGCAAGAAGCCCUCGUACCUGUUUAUCAGCAGCUUGGCUGGGGCUGACUUUCUGGCCAGUGUGAUCUUCGCCUGCAACUUUAUAAAUUUCCACGUCUUCCACGGUGUGGAUUCCAAAACUGUCUUCCUGCUGAAGAUUGGCAGCGUGACUUUGACCUUCACAGCCUCUGUAGGCAGCCUGCUCCUGACCGCCAUUGACCGCUACCUCUGUCUACGCUACCCACCUACAUACAAAGCGCUACUCACCCGUGGGAGGGCACUGGUGACCCUUGGCACCAUGUGGGUCCUCUCAGCAUUGGUCUCCUACCUGCCCCUCAUGGGAUGGACUUGCUGUCCCAGGCCCUGCUCUGAGCUUUUCCCCCUGAUCCCCAAUGACUAUCUGCUGGGCUGGCUCCUGUUCAUCGCCAUCCUCUUCUCUGGCAUCAUCUACACCUACGGGCAUGUCCUCUGGAAGGCCCAUCAGCAUGUAGCCAGCUUGGCUGAGCACCAGGACAGGCAAGUGCCAGGAAUGGCCCGGAUGAGGCUGGAUGUGCGGUUGGCCAAGACCCUGGGGGUGCUGGUGGCUGUGCUCUUCAUAUGCUGGUUCCCGGUUCUGGUCCUCAUGGUCUACAGCCUGGCCACCACUCUAAGUGACCAGGUCAAGAAGGUCUUCGCCUUCUGCUCCUUACUCUGUCUUGCUAACUCAAUGGUCAACCCCAUUAUCUAUGCCCUGAGGAGUAGGGAGAUUCGCAGCUCGGCAGACCACUGCCUGGCCCGCUGGAAGAAGCGCCUGAAGGGCCUCGGGCCUGAAGGAAAGGAAGACUUCCCGCGGUCUUCAGUCACUGAGACAGAGGCUGAUGUGAAAAUCACCCAGGGGCCAGACUCCAGAGUUCUAUAUUGCUCUGAUCGCUGAUGAGGCCUCCUUCACAGUUUUAAACAAGCCAAGUCAGAAAUCAUUUCACUCCCUGGACAAGAUUUUGUGGCCUUGACCCUCUUAUCUUGCUUAAACCAACCCCAGAGGUCUGAACACUUAUCCCCUUCUACUGAUGAGUGUUGGCACUGACCCCUGAAGGGUAGCCUGGCCAUGCCCAUCUGCACACAGUUUAUGAGGGGUGGUAAGGUGGGAGGAGGCAAGAGGUCUGAGACAGGCUCAGUGCAGGUCAGGACAACCGUCCCAACAUGUCAGCUUAGAGCCUGCAUUCUCCAGAGCCCACAGGAGCCAGGAGGAGCUUUCAGGCUCAGCAGUGAGGGACUCAGAGGAAAUCUGAGAACAUCAUUCUCCUGGGGUUUCAGGGUAUCAGAUGGGAUGGCUGGCCAGCCCUUCUUCCUGCUUAAUUGUUGGGGCCACCUUGGUUCUGGAGCUAUGAAAGUCCCUACCUCCUGGUCACUCUUUCCCAGAGAGGACCAAGAGCUGUGACGCCAUGAGGAUCAAGCGUGUUAAUCCACCUCUUGCAGAGGUAACUGACAAGCCUCCAGCUCAGGGCAUCUUAUUAUUACAGCAGUGGCCCUCUCUGACACUCUGAUAAUCACAACUCACAACCAUUGUGUCCUUUUAGGUACCUGGGUAAUACAGAGGUGGUUGAAAUCACUUGAGACACAGAAUCCUCAGAGAAUUUUACUCAUCUUGUGAAGUCCUACUUGGAGGUACCCCUGGAAGCAGGCAGUGUCCCAUUCUAACCCAAUUCCAAGAAAAAGGAAGAUAUUCACAAAGAUUUUAUUAUCCCCAAAUUGUUCCCAACCAUCUCUCAAUUCAGCUCCUUUGUCUCCUCCACACCUUUAUACCCUUCAGUGAAUUAUAAACAAAGCUAAUAGGAGGAGAGGAAAGUUCCCUUACUAUGUGCCAGGCAUAGGACUGACAUCUCACAGUUCAUUAUUUCCAGCAAGAAAACAGCCCCAUGUUUUGAAGAUUCCAGGACACCCAUAUUUUGCAUAUCAGGGAGGCUGAGUUCCUACUAGAAGGGCUUAAAACAGUAGGCAAGAGAAAUUGUUGAUGGAGGGAAGGAUUGCAGAGGAAUUCUAAUGCAAUUCUUUGGGACCACAGAUGGAAUAAAAUGAAAGAUAUUGAUUAA
Molecule: messenger RNA, 4778 nt
Organism: Camelus dromedarius (Arabian camel)
Lineage: Eukaryota; Metazoa; Chordata; Mammalia; Artiodactyla; Camelidae
Gene: CNR2
Product: cannabinoid receptor 2
Exons: 3
Coding region: 2540-3622 (360 amino acids)
Biological process (GO): adenylate cyclase-activating G protein-coupled receptor signaling pathway; regulation of metabolic process
Cellular component (GO): cytoplasm; plasma membrane
Molecular function (GO): cannabinoid receptor activity
Source: RefSeq, a predicted model, not a curated record